AUGUCUGCCUCCCUCAGAGACACCAACUCUGCCCUGAAGUCAGAGACUCUCACAAACAGUGAGAUGCCAGAGUCUCCUCUCAGUCCCACGGCAGCUCGUCAGACUCCGACCAGCAGCCUCCUCACUCAUGCAGACACGGCAGCCGGAGGAAGAGCCACUGAUGGGGACUGCAGCAGAGAGAUGAGUGUGGAGAACAGGCAGAGUCUGCUCCACAAACAGGUCUUCCUGGCCAUGAUGAGUCCUCAGCAGCAGCUUCUGUCGCCCAACCAGCUGCAGGUCCUGAUCCAACACAAGCAGCAGGCUCUUCUCCUCCAGCAGCUUCCUGCUCAGCAGUUCCAGCAGCUCUUCCAGUCACAGAAACCAUCUCUGUCGGCUCCCAGCCUCUCUGCAGCUGGUCUGAGCCCUGCAGAGAUGCAGCAGAUAUGGAAAGAGCUCAGAGAAGAUAAAACCAUCCUGAAGAGUAACCAGGACUCCUGUGCUCAGAAGAUCUUCUCAGAAAGAGUGAAAGGGACGCAGAUCAAUAAGCAGCUGUCAGAACGCUCUGCCACAGAGGAUCCAGCUGCUACACACCUGCUCUUUGCUCACAGUGUUUGUAACUGGCCAGGCUGUGAGUCAGUCUGUGAAAACCUCUGCCACUUCAUCAAGCACCUGGGCAGUGAGCACUCCCUGGAUGACAGAAGCACGGCUCAGUGCAGAGUCCAGAUGCAGGUGGUUCAGCAGCUGGAGCUGCAGCUCAGCAAAGAGCGGAAGCGUCUGCAAGCGAUGAUGGCUCACCUGUACCUGCCCUCUUCAAACGCUCUAUCGCCAACAUGUGACUUGACUGCUGACCCUCACAGCCCGCAGUGGCAGCUAGGCCUGCUCACCAGCACGCUGCCCUCACUGAGACCCCUGGACUCUGUUCAGGCCAUCCCCCAAUCAGUGGACAUUGUCAGCUCCCCAACCCAUAGGUGCGAAGAAGAGUCGCCAACUUCUAUAUCAAAAACGGCGGUCAUGAGAUGUCGGGAUCAACCUUUGGUCUUCUCUAUGUCUUCAGAAAAUGAAUAUGAGCUUUAUAAGAAUACUGACAUCAGACCACCUUUCACCUACGCAACACUGAUCAGACAGGCUAUCAUGGAAGCAUCAGACAUGCAGCUAACGCUCAACGAGAUCUACAACUGGUUCACGAAGACAUUUGCUUAUUUCAGACGUAACGCCGCCACUUGGAAGAACGCUGUUCGCCACAACCUGAGCCUGCACAAGUGUUUUGUGCGUGUUGAGAAUGUGAAAGGGGCAGUGUGGACGGUGGAUGAGGAGGAAUACCAGAGGAGGAGAUCCCAGCGGAUCGCAGGAAGUCCAUCACUGAUGAAAACCGUGUCCUCCAGUCUUGCUUUGGGAGCCACACUUCAGUCCACCUUACAGGCUGCACUGGCAGAAGCAUCCCUGUCUGGGUUCAAGCAGGAGAGUGUGAGCAGAAAGUUCAGGAGCCGAUUACAUGGCAUCAAACCGACAGACGUCAACAGCCACAGAAAGCAGAACUCAAGUCCUCAAGUCCAGCAACAACUGCACCCUGACAAUGAAGAGCUCAAAAUAAAUGAGCAAGAAUGUCUGCUGGCGACGGUAAAACCAGUCAGUCUGCAGCGUGACAUGAGUGGAAAGAAUGAGGAGCAUUUAUUUGACCUUGAAUAACCUUUUACAGUCUGGACAGUCAGUUACAAUAAUAUAUACAGUAAAAUCUUCACUCAGUUUAAGUCUUCACCUACCAGUGACACGUGAUGGUCCAAAAGUUCCACACUCCUUCAAAUAUCCAUUUAUUUUACUGUAAUUUCUGCAGUGUCUGCCCUUCAUGUUUACAAGUGAACAGUAAUUUUAUUUAAGUUCUGAAAAACUUAGUUUUGAAAGAAUUUGUUCAAAUUGGAAAUAUGAAACUUUCGACAAAGACAAUUUUUGCCCCAGAAACCUAACCAACAAUGAAGCUGUCUUUACUGUUUUGUCUUCAUCCUUCUCACUUAACUUUACUAACUGAAAGAAGAGUUUAAAAAAGCAUUUAAAAUAAUAAUUUUAAUAAUAAAAAGAAUGGUUAAAAGAUUUACCAAAACCAAACUAAAAUUCUUCCUCUGGAUUUGACACACCUGUAAUGAGGAUGGUCUGGAUGUGGUACGCGUAUUACAGCAUUUUUGUUAGAACUAUUUGAAAAGAUUCAUUUUUAAUGAAAGACAAAACAUCUGGAGUGGUGCAGAUGGGACCUCAGGUGUCUGAUAUGAUGCCAGGCAUGAAAACUAUUAUUCAUCCCUUAGAGCAGUGGUUCCCAACCUUUUCAGACUUGUGUACCCCCUGAGCCAUUUUGUUUUACCACUAGU
Austrofundulus limnaeus is the source of this 2336-nucleotide messenger RNA. RefSeq names its product forkhead box protein P2. Gene Ontology annotation, cellular component: nucleus. The transcript is spliced from 15 exons. Gene Ontology annotation, biological process: regulation of transcription by RNA polymerase II. The record is from RefSeq and is a predicted model, not a curated record. The coding region runs from base 1 to 1665 and encodes 554 amino acids. Gene Ontology annotation, molecular function: DNA-binding transcription repressor activity, RNA polymerase II-specific; RNA polymerase II cis-regulatory region sequence-specific DNA binding. NCBI's taxonomy places the organism in Eukaryota, Metazoa, Chordata, Actinopteri, Cyprinodontiformes, Rivulidae.